Molecule: messenger RNA, 2282 nt
Organism: Actinia tenebrosa (Australian red waratah sea anemone)
Lineage: Eukaryota; Metazoa; Cnidaria; Anthozoa; Actiniaria; Actiniidae
Product: phenylalanine-4-hydroxylase
Biological process (GO): L-phenylalanine catabolic process
Molecular function (GO): phenylalanine 4-monooxygenase activity; iron ion binding
Source: RefSeq, a predicted model, not a curated record
UGUUAUUGUCCCUGGUGAGCACAAGGUUCUAAUAUGGACGCUGGAAUCAAGCGAAAACACUUCCAAAUUGAGGAUGAAUUCGGUAAAACUAAGAAGCAUGCAGCAGAUGCAGAACCUCCAAAGACCACUAUCGUAUUUACACUUGACGAAAAAGUGGGAGCUUUAGUUAGAGCUCUGAAACUAUUUGAGGAGCAUCAAGUCAACAUGUCCCACAUCGAAUCCCGUCCAUCCAAAUCCUCCAAAACGAGGUACGAUUUUUUUGUUGACUGUGAAGGUCUGAAUGGGAACAAGCUUAGCCAGUUUGUUGAAUCACUGAAAGAAAAAGCAGCGAGCAUCACUAUCCUUUCUGAUGAUGAAGGCUCAGGCUCACAGUCAAAGUAUGACGAUGUGCCAUGGUUUCCACAGAAGAUCUCAGAUAUUGACAAGUUUGCCAACAGGGUUCUCAGCUAUGGUGCAGAACUAGAUUCAGAUCACCCUGGAUUUACUGAUCCUGUGUACAGAGCCAGAAGGAAAGAAUUUGCAGACAUUGCAUUUAACUACAGACAUGGCCAGCCAAUCCCAAGAGUGACGUACACAGAGGAGGAAAUCCGUACCUGGGAUUUGGUGUUUACUGAACUAACCAAACUCUACCCAACCCAUGCUUGCCGUGAGCACAAUUUUGUGUGGCCACUUCUAGUGCAGAACUGUGGAUACAGAAUUGGUAACAUACCACAACAGCAAGAUGUGUCUGACUUUCUAAAGAAGUGUACAGGAUUCACUUUGCGCCCAGUGGCUGGUUUAUUGUCCUCUCGUGAUUUCCUUGCGGGACUUGCUUUCCGUGUCUUUCACAGCACACAGUAUAUUCGUCAUCCAUCAAAACCAAUGUACACACCUGAACCUGAUAUUGUCCAUGAGCUAAUUGGCCAUGUACCAUUGUUUGCUGAUCCUGACUUUGCACAGUUUUCACAGGAGAUUGGAUUAGCUUCUCUUGGUGCCCCCGAUGAAUGGGUUGAAAAGCUUGCCACUCUGUACUGGUUUACAGUAGAGUUUGGUCUUUGUAAACAAGAUGGAGAGAUCAAAGCAUAUGGUGCUGGCUUGCUGUCUUCCUUUGGAGAAUUGCAAUAUGCAUUGUCUGACAAGCCAGACAAACGUCCACUGGAGUUAGACAAGACAACUGUACAGAAAUAUCCCAUCACUUCCUAUCAGCCAAUUUACUUUGUGGCUGAGAGUUUCAAGUCUGCUCGUGAUAAAAUCAGGGAGUUCUCUGCUCAGAUUCCAAGACCAUUCAAUGUUCGCUACAACCCCUACACACAAACCGUGGAAGUGAUUGACUCCAAGGACCAGCUGGUCAAACUGACCAGCGACAUCAGAUCAGAUGUCAGUACAUUACUGAAUGCAUUAGAAAAGUUACAAUAAGAAUAUGGUUUGUCUUUCUAUGGCAUUUAUGGUAUUUAUAGUUUGAUACACUAGACAUAAUGUCUGUGAAGUGAGUAAUGUAAAAUUCAUUAGAUAAGUUACAAUAAGAUUAAGGUUGGUCUUUCUGUACCAUGGUAUAAUAAAAUAAUAACACGUAUUUAUAGUUUGAUACACUAGACAUAAUAUAUGUGGAAUGAGUAAUGUAAAACGGAUUAGACAAGUUACAAUAAGAUUAAGGUUUGUGUUUCUAUGGCAUGGUAUAAUGAAAUAAUAAUACGUAUUUAUAGUUUGAUACACUAAACAUAAUAUUUGUGAAGUGAGUAAUGUAAAAUGAAUUAGAUAAGUUACAAUAAGAUUAAGGUUUGUCUUUCUCUGCCAUGGUAUAAUGAAAUAAUAACACGUAUUUAUAGUUUGAUACAAAAAACUUGUUUUCAAAACGGUUUCUUUUUACUGUAAGAAAAAAUAUAUUGCAGGAUAUUUGUACUCACUCUAAGCUUUUUCCUGCAAUAUUUGUACUCUACUGAGAUAGUUGCAUAGCAAUAAUACGUAUUUAUAUUUUCUCACGCAAUGUGAUUUGGUUUGACAGUUCCAUGACCUUGACGUGACCAUGUUCGCGCCGUGUUGCGGGUAUUUGAUUGGAUGGAGAUUUUAUUCUUCUGCAAUAUGAUUGGUCUGACAGUGCCGAGAGCUUGGCGUGACCGUGUCUGCGCGGUGUUCGUGGCAUGUUUCAGGCAUUUGAUUUAUUGAGUAAAUUUGAGUAAUGUAAUCCUUUAUAUGACACAUCUUGGUAUGCUUGAUAUGCAGUGGGAUGCAAACUUCUGAAAGGAAAAUAAGUUCCCAUUCUUUGUUAUUUUUAUAGUUGUCACAAUAAACUACUAUCAGCUGUA